Molecule: messenger RNA, 2472 nt
Organism: Seminavis robusta
Lineage: Eukaryota; Bacillariophyta; Bacillariophyceae; Naviculales; Naviculaceae
Source: the annotation of a GenBank genome assembly
AUGAACUACUACGGCAAUGGGUCCUCUUCGACCACACCUCGUGUGUCCUCUUUACUCCUGCUUCGAUCGCUUCUCAACCGUCCUUCCACCACUGCUACUGGUACCAUGGGUCCUCCUCUGCCACGCCAACGACGAUCACUCCUUGGUCUUCACACAUCACGAAACAUUAUGCCCUUUUUGAAAAAACAUCGUCGUGAUCAUGCGGAUGAUUUGACGGUCAUGACGGAAUCAACGGCUGCGACUGUUGCCACUGCUGCUUCCUCAAUAUCUACUGCUGCUGCUGCGACUGUUGUUGAUGAUGAACAGAAUCCAGCGGGCAAGAGACAACGCCGUCAGGCAGCCGCGACGGUCGUCCAAAACUUUGCCUCGUGGAGUGGAGUCGGUAAGAAAUCCAAGGCACAACCAAGACCGGAAGUGCUGGUUCCACCGCGGGGAAUUGGCCCUGUCGCAGAGCCCAACCAGAAUGAUGUUCUCUGCGGACGAGGUGGAAGAAUCAACUCUCACGAAGGAAAUGUCCAAUUCCGCGACAUUGUCAAUGACACCAAGAAGGACUAUCUGGCCAAGUCCACCAAGAAGCUGGAAAAGGCUCACAUUGCUGCGGGGGUGGUGCAGACAAUUCGAAACAUGGAACCAUCGGGUCGAUUCUUGAAGGAAGACUCCGACACCGGGAUGUGGUGGGACAUUGGGGAUGCCAAGGCCAUCAAAAAGGUCGGUCAGGCACUGCGUGAGGAUGCUCCAGACAUUCGAGAAGAACUCGAUGAGGAUGUUGAUGGCAACGAAAAGGGAGACAAUGGUGACAAGAAGACUGACAAGAAACCGGAAGGCAACAAAAAGGCGGCUCCUAAGAGCUCCCCCAAGCUCAAACCUGCCAACAGUGACGGAAGUCCCAAGAAGCAUGUCAUUGUCUUGCCCACUACCCGAUCCAACAAGCGAGGGGAAGACAACAGUGUGGGUGCCAUGCAACCACAAGCCAGAAUGCUACAGCAGCAGCAACAAGCACAACAGCAGCAGCAGUUGCAGUUUCAGCAAGUCAUUCCCUCCUCUGGCAACUCCAUGGCACAAGUCUCCCUGCCAGGCUCCACUGGAACCCCUCAGCAGCAGCAAGUUUUCCCACCAUCAGCGCAAAGUAGCAACUCGUCUGCUACUCUGCGACAUGGUCAGUUCUCGCUGCGAGGGCAAGGUGCUAUGUCCCAGAAGGCCAUGGAAAUGAUGAACGCCCAGCAGAUGCAAAAUGGAAACAUGAUGAUGAACAACGGCGGAGACGUCUUUGGGCGUGGGUUCAACCCACCCUCAGAGAUGACUCUGGGAUCUCACGGAAGCUCCGUUUCGGGAUUGAGUGGCUUUACCAACUCGCAAAUGGGAGGCUCUCUUCUCUCGGGAUUGUCCGAUGGUGUCUCGAGCUUGACAGCGGGUGAUUCGUCGUACCGAAGACAACUCGCCAUGCUCAAUAGUGUUCAAGCACAGCAACUGGCGGCGGCGGGCAUGAACGGUGGAGUGAACAAUGCAGCAGCGUUGGCCGCCAUGAACAACAAUGCGGCACUUGCCAUGAACAUGAACAACGCCAACAAUAACAUGGGCCCUCCGGCCGUUGGCAUGUUCCAAAAUGCUGCUCGCGGCCCUGGCUCUGGAAACGGCGCCAUGGGUUCGGGAAAUGGUUCCGUCUACUCGGGAAGUCGGGGCAGCAACGGUUUCAACAACUACAGCGUCACUUCGAGGAGCGAUCUCUCGGGACAAACCAUGCCACAGGCGGCCGCCAUCUUUGGUCGAACGUCGUCGCACAACGAUCUGAGCAACUUGAUCAGAGAAGAUAUGAGCAUGACGGAGCAUUCUCUUCUUGGAGGUGGAAUUCGAGGCGACGCCAACAACUUCCGUCAACUGAACCAACAAUACCAACAACAGCAGCUCCAACAGCAACUUUUGCUCCAACAGCAGGCUCAGUUGCAGCAACAACAGCAACUCCAACAACUCCCCCAGCAACAACAGCAACAGCUGCAGGCUCAACAGCAACAACAACAGCUCGAACAGCAGCAGUUACAAGAGGCAGAGGACGAGUUGCAACGGCGAGAACAGGCCGAAGCACAGCAUUUGGACGGCAUGGAUGCUUCUAUCAUGAGUGGUUUCUCCUAUGCCAGUUUCAACAAUCGCGACGGCCGCCGCAGUCACAAAGAUGGCAUGGAUUUCUCUGUGUUCUCCGGGGCUUCUUUGGCCAAUUCUCUUGCUGGUACCCGGGCGUCCGCACGAGGAGCUGCGUAUGCUCCAGCAUCGGCACGAUAUGCACGUGGGGAUCAAUCGGUCUCUGCCCGAAGUCACGUCUCAAAUUACAGUAUCAGUGCCAUGUCGCAAUCCAUUGCUUCUAUGUCUCUGCAUUCCGGCGCCUCGGUGGCUUCUUUCUCAGCUCAUUCGGCCAUGUCGGACUUCUCGGACACGCUGUUGGCAUUGGAUCUCGCCGAAACAAGUAGUAAAGCGCUAUAG